Mus musculus (house mouse) is the source of this 4687-nucleotide messenger RNA. It is a transcript of the gene Dhx30, whose product is annotated as DExH-box helicase 30. The transcript is spliced from 24 exons. Gene Ontology annotation, cellular component: cytosol; cytoplasm; mitochondrial matrix. Lineage: Eukaryota; Metazoa; Chordata; Mammalia; Rodentia; Muridae. The coding region runs from base 1054 to 4614 and encodes 1186 amino acids. Gene Ontology annotation, molecular function: double-stranded RNA binding; ATP binding; RNA helicase activity. Gene Ontology annotation, biological process: mitochondrial large ribosomal subunit assembly. The record is from RefSeq and is a predicted model, not a curated record.
GUAACAACAGGUGAAUUGGGCUUUUUAUUCUACCCUUUCGCGCCCCUUGAAGCAGCCUGACACGGUCGGGGGUGGUCGGCGCGAGGAGGGGUCCCGAGUCCGGCUAGCGGCCUGGCAGAGAGUGGGAAGGAGGAGCUGGCGAGCCCGAGGAGCAGGCCGGGCAUCCUAGGCCUGCCCGGGAAGCCGGCCGGGCCGAGCCGUGGGCAGCCAGGCCUCGGCCUGCCGUUGCCAUGGAGCCGGGGCGGGGCGGGGGCCAGACCGGUCCGCCGGGGCGGGCCUCACUGCCAGGGGCUCAGCGGAGGCCGAGAGAGGCGGCUUCAUUGGCUCGACGACGCCUUCGCCUCAGGGGAUGCUCGGUUUUCCCCAGGCUGGGCCCGGAGGAAGUCUCCGGAGUGCCCGAGACCUUUGUCUGCCCCUCCUCCCACUGUGCGGGUCAGGACCGUUCCUCUAAAGGGAGGCCUUGGUGCAUUUUUGACUCUUCUGGUUUGCCUCCUUUUGCACCGACCUUGUCAGUGGGGGAGGCUAAGGGGUGAGGUGUUCUUUGUUUGCUGGUAGUGACUUGUCCCAUUUUGCAGGGGAAGACCUAAUGCAUGGUGGGUCCUUUGUUUGCAGUGAAGUGGAGUUCCCAGGGGUCUUCAGAAUCCUCAAGCCAAGAGUACAGCGUCUAUGUGCUUUCUAGAUAGUCCUUGUGAGGCCCAGCCUCGUGAUGAGGAAUAGCAAGGAGAGAAUUCAGCUCCAGUUUAAAAGCCUGCAAAAUCAGAGCCCCUCCCUGCUUUUAUAAGAUGAAGACAGGAAAAGACUGUGGUAUAUGAAACUUUGUUGACAAGAGAGGAUCCAGAGACUUUAAAAGCAAAACUCUGCUGGGCAUGGUGACUCCUGUCUGUAAUUCCAGCACUUGGCAGCCCAAGUCUUUGCAGAUUCUUGAACCAGGAAUAGUAAUCAACACUCAUGGCCUUUUGACCCUCCUUCUCAGGAUUCCAGCUUUCUCUCCUGGCCAGAAAUGUUCAGCUUGGACUCAUUCAGAAAAGAUCGGACCCAGCACAGGCAGCGUCAAUGCAAGCUUCCCCCACCCCGUCUUCCACCCAUGUGUGUCAACCCUGCCCCUGGAGGGACCAUCACUCGAGGCUGAACGUUAACAUUUCCAACAUGGCAGCUUCUAGGGACCUAUUAAAAGAGUUUCCGCAGCCUAAAAACCUUCUCAACAGCGUGAUUGGAAGAGCCCUUGGCAUCUCACAUGCAAAAGACAAGUUAGUCUAUGUGCACACGAAUGGACCGAAGAAAAAGAAAGUCACCCUGCACAUAAAGUGGCCCAAGAGCGUGGAGGUGGAAGGCUAUGGCAGCAAGAAGAUUGAUGCUGAGCGUCAGGCUGCAGCAGCUGCCUGCCAACUCUUCAAGGGCUGGGGUCUGCUGGGACCACGGAAUGAGCUGUUUGAUGCAGCUAAAUACCGAGUGCUAGCUGAUCGUUUUGGGUCUCCAGCUGACAGCUGGUGGCGCCCAGAACCCACCAUGCCUCCAACUUCCUGGCGGCAGCUGAAUCCUGAGAACAUUCGGCCAGGGGGUCCUGCAGGACUAUCCCGAUCCUUAGGCCGAGAGGAAGAGGAAGAUGAGGAGGAAGAGCUAGAAGAGGGGACCAUUGAUGUGACAGAGUUUCUGUCUAUGACCCAGCAAGACUCCCACAACCCACUCAGGGACUCAAGGGGGGGCUCCUUUGAAAUGACAGAUGAUGACAGUGCUAUCAGAGCUCUGACCCAGUUUCCACUUCCCAAGAACCUCCUGGCCAAAGUGAUUCAGAUUGCAACCUCCUCCUCCACAGCUAAGAAUCUCAUGCAGUUCCAUACUGUGGGUACCAAGACCAAGCUGGCUACACUCACUCUGCUCUGGCCCUGUCCCAUGACCUUUGUUGCCAAAGGGCGACGCAAAGCUGAGGCUGAGAAUAAGGCAGCAGCCUUGGCUUGCAAGAAACUGAAGAGCCUUGGCCUUGUGGACAGGAACAAUGAGCCGCUUACCCAUGCCAUGUACAACCUGGCCUCCCUGCGUGAGUUGGGUGAGACCCAGCGCCGGCCAUGUACCAUCCAGGUGCCUGAGCCCAUCCUUCGCAAGAUAGAGGCCUUCCUGAGUCAUUACCCGGUGGACAGCUCAUGGAUUUCCCCAGAACUCCGACUGCAGAGUGAUGACAUCUUGCCCUUAGGCAAGGACUCAGGGCCCUUGAGUGACCCUAUCACAGGCAAGCCAUACAUGCCCCUGUCAGAAGCAGAGGAGGUGCGCUUAAGCCAGAGCCUGCUAGAGCUGUGGCGGAGGAGAGGGCCGAUCUGGCAGGAGGCCCCGCAGCUACCUGUAGACCCUCAUCGGGACACUAUCCUCAGUGCCAUUGAACAACACCCAGUGGUAGUCAUCUCUGGGGACACAGGCUGUGGGAAGACCACACGUAUCCCUCAGCUGCUAUUGGAGCGCUAUGUGACUGAGGGUCGAGGUGCCCGCUGCAAUGUGAUCAUCACACAACCUCGCCGGAUCUCAGCUGUGUCUGUGGCACAGCGGGUCAGCCAUGAACUGGGCCCCUCCUUGCGCCGGAAUGUGGGCUUCCAGGUACGCUUGGAAAGUAAGCCCCCAGCCCGAGGUGGGGCGCUGCUCUUCUGCACUGUGGGUAUCCUGCUUCGGAAGCUGCAGAGCAACCCCAGCCUGGAGGGUGUGAGCCAUGUCAUUGUGGAUGAGGUCCAUGAGCGGGAUGUGAACACAGACUUCCUGCUGAUUCUGCUCAAGGGCCUGCAGCGGCUCAACCCAGCUCUUCGGCUGGUGCUCAUGAGUGCUACAGGAGAUAAUGAGCGCUUUUCCCGAUACUUUGGGGGCUGCCCUGUUAUCAAGGUACCUGGCUUCAUGUAUCCCGUCAAGGAACACUACCUGGAGGACAUCUUGGCCAAGCUGGGUAAACAUCAGUACCCACACCGGCAUCGGCACCAUGAGUCGGAAGAUGAAUGUGCACUUGAUUUGGACCUUGUGACUGACCUGGUUCUGCAUAUCGAUGCCCGUGGGGAACCAGGUGGGAUCCUGUGCUUUCUACCUGGCUGGCAAGAAAUCAAAGGAGUGCAACAACGGCUCCAGGAGGCCCUGGGCAUGCAUGAAAGCAAGUACCUCAUCUUACCAGUGCACUCCAAUAUCCCCAUGAUGGACCAGAAGGCCAUAUUCCAACAGCCUCCACUUGGGGUACGCAAGAUUGUAUUGGCCACCAACAUUGCUGAAACCUCCAUCACAGUUAACGACAUUGUACAUGUCGUGGACAGCGGUCUGCACAAGGAGGAACGCUAUGACCUGAAGACCAAGGUGUCCUGCCUGGAGACUGUGUGGGUGUCGAGAGCAAAUGUCAUUCAGCGCCGGGGCAGGGCAGGCCGCUGCCAGUCAGGUUUUGCCUACCACUUGUUCCCGAGGAGCCGGCUGGAGAAAAUGGUUCCUUUCCAAGUGCCAGAGAUCCUGCGCACACCUCUUGAGAACCUGGUGCUGCAAGCCAAAAUCCAUAUGCCUGAGAAGACGGCAGUGGAGUUCCUCUCUAAGGCUGUGGACAGUCCAAAUAUCAAGGCAGUGGAUGAGGCCGUGAUCCUGCUCCAGGAGAUUGGGGUGCUGGACCAGCGGGAGUAUCUGACCACCUUGGGACAGCGCCUGGCCCACAUCUCUACUGACCCCCGACUGGCCAAGGCCAUAGUGUUGGCUGCCAUCUUCCGUUGCCUGCACCCACUGCUGGUGGUUGUUUCCUGCCUUACCCGGGACCCCUUCAGCAGCAGUUUGCAGAACCGGGCAGAAGUAGACAAGGUGAAGGCAUUGCUGAGCCAUGACAGUGGCAGUGACCAUUUGGCCUUCGUGCGGGCUGUGGCUGGCUGGGAGGAGGUACUGCGCUGGCAGGACCGUACCUCCAGGGAAAACUACCUGGAAGAAAACCUUCUGUAUGCCCCCAGCUUGCGCUUCAUCCACGGGCUCAUCAAGCAGUUCUCAGAGAACAUUUAUGAGGCUUUCCUAGUGGGGAAGCCCUCUGACUGCACACUGCCCUCUGCUCAGUGCAAUGAGUACAGCGAGGAAGAGGAGCUGGUGAAGGGUGUGCUGAUGGCUGGCCUCUACCCCAACCUCAUCCAGGUGAGACAAGGUAAGGUUACUCGGCAAGGCAAGUUCAAACCCAACAGUGUCACUUACAGGACCAAAUCUGGCAACAUCUUGCUGCAUAAGUCAACCAUUAACAGGGAGGCUACCCGGUUACGGAGCCGAUGGCUGACAUAUUUCAUGGCCGUCAAGUCCAAUGGUAGCGUCUUUGUUCGAGAUUCCUCCCAGGUGCACCCACUAGCUGUGUUGCUCCUAACAGAUGGGGACGUGCACAUCCGAGAUGAUGGGCGUCGGGCCACCAUCUCAUUGAGUGACAGCGACCUGCUUCGGCUGGAAGGUGAUUCACGAACUGUGCGGUUGCUAAGGGAGUUUCGUCGAGCCCUAGGACGGAUGGUGGAGCGGAGCCUCCGCAGCGAGUUAGCUGCACUUCCUCUUAGUGUGCAGCAAGAACACGGGCAGCUGCUUGCACUGCUGGCAGAGUUGCUUCGAGGACCUUGUGGCAGCUUUGAUAUGCGCAAGACAGCUGAUGACUGAGCCUCUCUUCCGCUGGGGCUAUGUACAGAGUGCAAAUGUUUAUUUAAAAUAAAGUUAUAUUUAUCCCUUGUGA